Molecule: messenger RNA, 2861 nt
Organism: Oryctolagus cuniculus (rabbit)
Lineage: Eukaryota; Metazoa; Chordata; Mammalia; Lagomorpha; Leporidae
Gene: NEUROG2
Product: neurogenin 2
Biological process (GO): forebrain development; sensory organ development; positive regulation of transcription by RNA polymerase II
Cellular component (GO): nucleus
Molecular function (GO): E-box binding; protein dimerization activity; DNA-binding transcription factor activity, RNA polymerase II-specific
Source: RefSeq, a predicted model, not a curated record
GGGCAGAUCUGAUUGUUUUCCUGGUGGUAUAUAAGGGGUUUUAAGGAGAGUCGUGUGCCAGACACGCAGCCACUGAACCACAAGCAGCUUCGCUUUAACUGGAGUGCCUGGGAGUCGCGUGCCAGGAGCCGCACGGCCAAGGACUGACUGACAGACAGACACGCACCGCCACCACAACACACGAGACUCGGGCGGGCCGCCGCCGCCGCCGGGCUCUUGGCAAAGUCGCAGGUCCGAGAGGUCCCCCGCGGAGCCAGCCGCACCGCCGUAGCGCUAAGCCGGCUGCUUUCAGGAGGGGUCGAAGGACGCCGCGCCGCGCUCCCGGCUGCGCCAAAGUCACCUUUACGCGGAGGCGCAUUCUGAGUCCGACGAACAUGUUCGUCAAAACCGAGGCCUUGGAGUUUAAGGAGGAGGAGGACGUGCUGGUGCUGCUCGGCUCGGCGUCUCCUGCUUCGGCUGCCCUGACCCCGCUGUCGUCCAGCGCAGAUGAGGAAGAAGAGGAGGAGCUGGGCGCGGCGGGAGGGGCGCGUCGGCCGCGUGGGGCCGAGGCGGGACAGGGGGCGCGGGGCGGCUCGGCGGCGGGUGCAGGGGGCUGCCGGCCCGCGCGGCUGCUUGGGCUGGUACACGAAUGCAAGCGGCGUCCCUCCCGGGCGCGGGCUGUCUCCCGCGGCGCCAAAACUGCCGAGACGGUGCAGCGCAUCAAGAAGACACGCAGACUGAAGGCCAACAACCGCGAGCGCAACCGCAUGCACAACCUCAAUGCCGCGCUGGACGCGCUGCGCGAGGUGCUCCCCACGUUCCCCGAGGACGCCAAGCUAACCAAGAUCGAGACCUUGCGCUUCGCUCACAACUACAUCUGGGCGCUCACCGAGACCUUGCGCCUGGCCGAUCACUGCGGAGGCGGUGGCGGCGGCGGCGGCCUGCCGGGGGCGCUCUUCUCCGAGGCUGUGCUGCUGAGCCCGGGAGGCGCUAGCGCCGCGCUGAGCUGCGGCCCCGACAGCCCGUCGCCCGCCUCCACGUGGAGUUGCACCAACAGCCCCGCGCCGUCCUCCGCCGCCUCCUCCAGCUCCACUUCCCCCUACAGCUGCACUUUAUCGCCCGCCAGCCCGGCCGGGUCAGACAUGGACUACUGGCAGCCCCCACCUCCCGACAAGCACCGCUAUGCGCCUCACCUCCCCAUGGCCAGGGAUUGUAUCUAGAGCUGCCAUCUCUACCCGCGCCGGGCCUUACGGGCUCGCGUUGCUUGUCCCCCACCAAGUCCUCCUCCCCACCUCCCCUGCGUGCGGGCUCCACGCCCUGGAAGCCACCCCCACCUCGCCUAGAGGUUGCGAUCCUUGGUUAUGGAUCUCCUUCCUUCUGACGGGCUCCGGUUUAGUGAAGGGCCGAGGGAGCUUUGCCGUCAGAGGAUGGGGGUCUGGGGUUGGCGCCUGUUGAGAUUGAAAAUGCGCUGUGCAGAGAGGUGCUGGCGCACCUGCCUAGCGCGCGGCGGGCGGACGCCGCUCCCGGUUCUCAGCCACGCCGCCGCAGAGGACUGGGCUCUGUGCGUGUGAAGCUCCCAGGGGGAAGGCAACUGGUUCUUGUGCUCUCUUCACCUUUGCUUCCACAUAGAGAUGUUAAUGUCGAGUAGAAAGAAACGUAUCUUAGCAUCUGAAUGAUUUCACCGGUAAUAAUAUUAUCCACAGAUUUGCAAUGGCUGGCAUCUGCUUUCUUCCCAUUGCUGUCUGCAGGCUGUGGGAAUUUCACCUGUCAAACCAAACUUUCCCUCUCUGAUGUGCACUUUGUUCUGCUUCCCAUAUUCGUCACAAUGCCUAUUGUCCCGUCUUUCUCUCUCCUUUCUCUUCACCAUUUUGCCAUCUGUCUCUUAUGAUUUAUAAGGGGGGGAAGCUCGUUUUGUUAGAGGGCCAGGUUAGAAGUCAUUGUAUAAUUUGUAGGCUUUGUAAUGAUUGAAUACAAGCGUGGAAAUUUAGGCUGAACUCUCUAUCAAAAGGAGAAAUGUGGAGAAAAAGGGAAAAAUCAGGAGGGAGGAUUGCUUCAUGCAUUAUUUAUCUCGACCUUUUAGGGAGAAGGAACUCCCCCAUUCUUUUAAGAGAUUAAAAAUAAAUCAACAGUCUGAAAACCUAAGCAGACACGGAGUAUUAUCUGGAUCAGCCACACACGUGUUCCUUUCUAUUUAUUAUAAAGAAAAUUUUCAUGGGAAAAGUAUGUAUUUUUUGUAUAUUCUACAGAGUUUAUUCUAGUAUGUAUUUACAUCUUGCAGAACAAGAAAAUUGUUCUUGUGAUUAAACUAUAAAUAAAGUAUCUAAUUUUCAUAAGUGUUGGGUAUUGUAUUCUAAUCUCUUGUUUCUGUAGUUAUUAGAUGCAGGAGGAGUUAUGUUUUUCUGAAAUGAUCCCAGUGUCAAAUAGAGUCCUUGUAUUUUGGGGGACUGUUUGUGUAUAUAAUUUCACUAAGGAAUAAGAUUCAAGCCACUAGCACUGAAAUAACUCUCAAUAAAAACACGCACUCCGUUUUAAAGAAAUCAGUUUCUAAGCAGACAAGCUGAGCAAAAGGGGGGGGGCAGAAGAAUUACAAUGCCAAUUAAGUCAUGACAAGCUCUAAAGUUCAGAAAACCUUGAUUUUUAAAAAGUAGUAAAGUUGAAGUUUCUUGUGUAGAAAUUUGGUUCUCUCACUUAACUACUUUUGGCUUCAUUUACUAUCUGUAAAUUAAAGGAACUAAACAGUGGUCUCUAAGAGCUUCAAGCUAUAACAAUAUUUGUGACACAACUGUUUGUAAAUUCAUUAUUGGAAACUGAAUUUGUAGUAAUAUUUUAAAAAGCUAGCUCAUUUGAAAAGCAAACUCCUCAAUAAAAGAAAAUAUUCAGAA